Molecule: messenger RNA, 4861 nt
Organism: Eriocheir sinensis (Chinese mitten crab)
Lineage: Eukaryota; Metazoa; Arthropoda; Malacostraca; Decapoda; Varunidae
Exons: 2
Coding region: 1-2037 (678 amino acids)
Source: RefSeq, a predicted model, not a curated record
AUGAACGCCACGCUGUCCUUACUCCUGCUGCUUUUCAAGGCGUCGUUGCUGGCGCUCGGAGCUUCCCUCAGCCCCGCCCUGGACCCGCGCUGCCCCGCCAAAACUUCCAUCUCGGGGGCUAAUGAAGUGGCGACCAUUACCACUGUACAAGAUGGGUGGGACUCCAGAGAAGCAGUCUUGUACGUGCACCCUGAUCUAGGAUUCAAGGGCGUCUUGAUCGAGGUGGCGGGCGAUGGCUGGACUGUAACCGUCAGCUUCACGAUGGAUAACACUUGCUUCCCUCAGCACGACGGAGUGUGGUGGUGGUUGAUGGCAGGUGUACUGAGAAAGAUGAAGAAAAACAAUGCUCUUGAUAUUUAUGGAGCGAUUGGUGAUUGUAAACUUCAUUGUCCCCUUAAUUACUCCGUCCCUGGUGACCUGAGUCUUAAUAUUGAGGCUCUCGGGCCCUCAAGGUUGAGAUUUACUGACCCAGACUCAUGCACUACUAUAAAAAAUCCAUCAGGAGACUACAUAACGGUAAACUGCACCAAGCCUCCAGAGCCGAAGACCCCUACCACCAACAACAACACCUAUACCACCACCACCACCCCCACCAGCACCACCACCACCACCACCAGCAACAACAACAACAACAACAACAAUACCACCACCACCACCCCCACCAGCACCACCACCACCAACACCAACACCAACAACAACAACAACAACAACAACAACAACAAUACCACCACCACCAACAACAACAAUAACAACAAUACCACCACCAAUACACCCAUCACCACCAUCACCACCACCACCACGACCCUCAGCCCCGCCCUGGACCAGCGCUGCCCCGCCGAUACUACCAUCUCGUUGGCUAAGGAAUGGGUGAACACUACCACCGUGCAAACUUGGGGGCAUGUCCACCAAAAAGUCUUGUACGUGCAUCCCGAUCCAAACUUCAAGGGCGUCAGACUCGUGGCGACGGGCGAUGGCUGGCGGCGCGCUGCCUGGUUCACGCUGGACAACACUUGCUUCCCUCAAGACGCAGACUGGUGGCAGUUGUGGAUAAAUGUAGAGCGAAAGUGGAGGAACGUUAAUCCCUUUCUUACGUUUAAAUUAAUGGCUGGUAAGUGUAGUUUCCAGUGCUAUGGUGAAGGCCACUUCACUGGUGACAUGAAUGUUAAUAUUGAGGCUCAGGGGCCCUCAAGGUGGAGAUUAGAGGACCCGGAGCCAUGUAGUGUGGUAAACAACGUACAACAACGUUUCUCAACGAUAGAAUGUGCCGAGCCUCGAGUCCCGAAGAUUAUCACCAUCACCUCCACCACCUCCAAAACCACCACCAGCCCCAAAAUGACGGGGGCAGUCACGGCGGUGGUUGUCUUGGUGGUAAUAAUUGUUCUUGUUGGUGGUGUUAGUGUGGUGGUCGUGGCAAAGAGGCGUAUUCGGCAGGGAAGGCUCCGCGUGAAGUCGUGGAACUGGCUGGCCGCCUGCUGGGGCGUUGGCGGCCAGGUUGUGGACGGCGACAACCACAAGGAGACGCCCAUGGUCCCCAAGGUGCUCCCGCACAUGCGGCCGUGGCGCGGGCUGGCCGCCUCUUCGGCCAACAGGGGAGAGGCUGCGGACAUCAACCAAGUGAAGCCACCCAUUGUCCCCACAGUGCAUCCGCGCGUACCGCCGCGGCGCGGGCUUGCCGCCUCCUGGGCCGUCAGGGGAGAGGCUGCAGACGACAACAACCACGCAGCACCACCCAGGGUCGAGAUAGCCGCGCCUGCAUCCUAUCACCACCAGUCCAAGAAUGUAGACGACGAUGAUGAUGAUUACCUAACUCCGAGGCGCGCCCCCCCGGGCACACCCUCAGGGGUCACGGAGGGCGAGGAGCCCAUCUACGAGGAGAUAGCCACGCCUGCAUUCUCCCGCCAGUCCAAGAAUGUAGACGACGAUGAUGAUGAUUACCUAACUCCGAGGCGCGCCCCCCAGGGCACAACCUCAUGGGUCACGAAAGAAGAGGAGCCCAUCUACGACGAGUUAUAUGUGCCCGCACACUACCGCCAGUAGGAGGAUUCAGGGCUCGGUGAUGGAGGAGGGUUUCUCCUCGCCGUGUGUACAGGAAUGCGACGGCAAAGCGAGGGCAUUUAGGCGCCCGGCGAUGUGUGCGCCAUUCAGUGAUUCACCGAAGCCCACGUAUCGGCUGUGUCCGCUUCCUCUUGGGCCGAAAACAGAUUUAUAAAUAAUAGAUAUUGAAACUUGGUAACCAGAAACAGUCUUUCAUACGAGAGUGUGCUGUGUUCACAAAGGCCAAGCCCCACCCUCAGACACGGGGCGCGAUCACAGAUACCACAGACUACGGAAAACACCGAUACAGACAGACUGUGUAAACAAACACGGACACAGACAGAGUGUGUGAACAAACACAGACUAUGUUAACAAACACGGACACACACAGACUGUGUGAACAAACACGGACACACACAGAGUGUAUGAACAAACACAGACUAUGUUAACAAACAUGGACACACACAGUGCAUGAACAAACGCAGACUGUGUUAACAAACACGGAAACACACAGACUGUGUGAACAAACAGGAACACACACAGAGUGCAUGAACAAACGCAGACUGUGUUAACAAACACGGACACACACAGACUGUGUGAACAAACAUGGACACAUACAGAGUGCAUAAACAAACGCAGACUGUGUUAACAAACACGGACACACACAGAGUGUAUGAAUUCAGUGUGUAUGUGUGUGUGUGUGUGUGUGUGUGUGUGUGUGUGUGUGUGUGUGUGUGUGUGUGUGUGUGUGUGUGGGGGGGGGGGGGGGCACAGAGGAGCGGCCCGGGGAUGUUGGCCGCGAGCUACGCCUGGACGUGCGGGAGAACCGGUCGUACAAAGUCGGUACUUUUAUUGACGGAUGGAAUCCACCGUUUUUUGAGACUCACAAAAUUGUAAGUUACGUUCACUUUCCUGGAAUAUUAAUGGUGUUCAUAAUCAAUAAGAGAAAAUGUAUUUCACUUCUCUGCGAUUUUGAUGUUAACUGCAUAGCGGAGGUUAGAAAGCCCCUAGACGUAUAUUUUCAGAGCUAUGUUGCCAUAAAAGUGUGAGUGCUGAGGAUGCGCACCAAGGCGAAACGGUUGUGUCCGUCAGGCGCCACCUGAGUCAGUGCAUAGUUCAUGUGGACGCUUCUCUGAUCAGGUGUGGCUGCCGUUCAGCUUUAUGCCAGUUGUAAUGUUUGCUUUUGUUGUGUAUUUACCUAGUUGUAUUUACCAAGUUGUAGUUUUAUAAGGCCUGGGCUUUACGCUCGUGUGGUCCCGUCUCCGUAACUGCAUUUAUCCAACUUUUCCUUAAAGCUUUGCACACUCCUCGCCGAUACUACAUCCUCACUUAGUCUGUUCCAAACCUCUUUAUUUCUUUGCGGGAAGCUAUAUUUCUUUGUCUCUCAAGCAUCUUCCCUUCCUCAAUUUUUUACUAUGUCCUCUUGUGUUCCUGGUGGUAAUUCCUUCUGUUAGUAGUAACUCCUCGUUAUCUGCUUCUCCCAUUUUGCUCAAUAAUUUAUAGAUUUGAAUUAGGUCUCCCCUUCCUCUUCUUUGUUCUAGUGUUGGUAAGUCUUUCCUCAUAUGUCAGUCCCUCCAGCUCUGGAACCAUUUUUGUUGCCAUCUUUUGUAUUCUUUCAAGUUUCUUUAUGUGUUUCUUCUUAUAAGGAGACCACACUGCCUCCGCAUAUUCCAUUUUUUGUCUGAUCAUAGUGGUAAUUAAUUGUUUUAUCAUAUCCAUAUUUUAUUUUUUAUCAAUGUAAUGGAAUGCUAUUCCUAUAAUUCUCACCAUGUUAUAUGCAUCACCGAAUAUCCGAUUAGCAUGUUUGUGUGUGAGUGUGUGUGUGUGUGUGUGUGUGUGUGUGUGUGUGUGUGUGUGUGUGUGUGUGUGUGUGUGUGUGUGUGUGUGUGUGUGUGUGUGUGUGUGUGUGUGUGUGUGUGUGUGUGUGUGUGUGUGUGUGUGUGUGUGUGUGUGUGUGAGAGAGAGAGAGAGAGAGAGAGUAAUUUCCUGGCAUUUAUUUCAUAUGUUUUAACUUGUUUAGGCUUUACCUCUUCAAAUGCUAUUGCUGUUUCACGUUGUCUCGUGUUUUUCGUUGCAUGGCUCUUUUAUGUGCCUUGUGUGUUUCAGACGCAGUGUGUGUGUGGGAGUUGAGGAGAUGACGCAGGUGUGUGAGCUUCGGUGUUCCUGUUAUGUUUUGCGUUUGAUGUGUUUGCGUGUUUAGAUUUUAUUCCAUCGUUUGUUUCUGGCGUUAUUCAUAUUGGACCACAUGGUGUGUUACUGUUUUAUAAUAAUAUACUGAAUGUUAAACAUAGGAAUAUACAUAGGAAGAACGGACACCAAAAGACCUGGUGGUCUAUGGCGAGGGUGUCUGUUUACUACCGCUACUACUAGUAAUCUACGUGUGAUAGGACAGGAUAGAAUAGAUGAAGGCUCUUCAAUAAAUUUAUCUAUUUAUCUGUGUGUGUGUGUGUGUGUGUGUGUGUGUGUGUGUGUGUGUGUGUGUGUGCGCGCGCGCGCGUGUGUGUGUCUGUGUCUGUGUGUGUGUGUGUGUCUGUGUGUGUGUGUGUGUGUGUGUGUGAUCACAUCCGGUGGUCCUCCGCCUCGCCUGAUCCGCCUCGCCGGUGUUCUUGGACGGCCGUCACAACGAUCUCUCUCAUCUGCUCCUUGCUGCUGCUUGACGCUCUGUGCCGCAUACUUGUGCGCGUGCUGUAUUAUAUAAAUAAACAGGCUUUGUUGUCCCAUUCCCUAAAGGUACAAGUUAGUGGAGUUUGCCCGUCACCAGUGUGUUCUUCUAUAGCCACAAGUUGCUGUGUUUGUUAACUUUACCAAUAAAAGAUCAAGAAGUGUU